Messenger RNA from Plasmodium adleri (nom. inval.), 438 nucleotides. Its product is annotated as probable protein, unknown function. Bases 1 to 438 code for a protein of 145 amino acids. NCBI's taxonomy places the organism in Eukaryota, Apicomplexa, Aconoidasida, Haemosporida, Plasmodiidae. The record is from RefSeq and is a predicted model, not a curated record. The transcript has a single exon.
AUGGGACUAGAACUUAUGGUUUAUCUUCUAAUUUAUUACAUCUUAACCACACAAGUAACCUGCGAUGAUAAUUAUCUUGACGAUGAUAAUAGAUAUAACCCUACAAUGGAUAUUGACUUAUCUUCUUCUAUGAGUGAUAUAUCUAGAAAAAUUAAUACAGAUCAUGGAAAAAAAUUUAGAAUAGCUAAAAAAAUCUUUAAAGGUUUAGGAGCUUUUAUGAUACUUCUAACAUCCUUUCUUAUUGUUUUAGACAACAUUACACUUAAUAAUGAGUUAGCUAAUUAUAAAAAAAGAGAAAUAGAUUUAGCUGCAAAAUUAAUUAACGCUGAACAUGAAGCUAUAUCUUCUAAAGUUGAAUACGGUAGAAAAGUGGAAGAAAUGCAAAGUAUAAUUAAUAAAAUGAUUUUUCAUACCUUAAACCAUACAAAUCAUAAUUAA